AACCAUGAUGAGCUUCUACCCUGCAACUUUGUCGUGAUUGAUAUCACGGCAUCACCGGAAUACAUCGCUCUGGCUUACGUUUGGGGAGAUGCGACCGACCGAGACUCCAUCCUAGUCGACGGGCAGGUAAUUCGAGUCACCCGAAAUUUGAGAGAUGCGCUUGAGAAAUUUCGCAGAACGCCGGCUUGGUUGUGGGUGGAUGCAUUAUGCAUCAAUCAACAAAUCGUGUCAGAGAAGUCUGUAAAGGUAAGCAUGAUGUCAAAGGUCUAUCUUAAAGCCAGCUGUGUGGCUGUGUGGCUUGGGCGCGACGCAAAUGGCGAUGCGGAUGCCAUCUUCGAAGAUACCAAAGUUACAGUCGAGUUCACCACAAGAGUCGACAAGGCAAGCCUUGAAAGGUUCCUUCAGCUACCAUACUGGUCGCGAACUUGGGUGCUGCAGGAAGUUGGUCUGGCGAACGAGGCCGUGAUACUCUGGGGCAAUCAAGUCUGGCAGUAG
Molecule: messenger RNA, 495 nt
Organism: Macroventuria anomochaeta
Lineage: Eukaryota; Fungi; Ascomycota; Dothideomycetes; Pleosporales; Didymellaceae
Product: HET-domain-containing protein
Exons: 2
Source: RefSeq, a predicted model, not a curated record